This is a messenger RNA of Rhododendron vialii, 2361 nucleotides long. RefSeq names its product E3 ubiquitin-protein ligase RSL1. Bases 452 to 2029 code for a protein of 525 amino acids. Gene Ontology annotation, molecular function: RNA-DNA hybrid ribonuclease activity; zinc ion binding; ubiquitin protein ligase activity. The transcript has 4 exons. The record is from RefSeq and is a predicted model, not a curated record. Gene Ontology annotation, cellular component: cytoplasm; ubiquitin ligase complex. Gene Ontology annotation, biological process: ubiquitin-dependent protein catabolic process; positive regulation of proteasomal ubiquitin-dependent protein catabolic process; protein polyubiquitination. NCBI's taxonomy places the organism in Eukaryota, Viridiplantae, Streptophyta, Magnoliopsida, Ericales, Ericaceae.
GAACCUUAAAUCUAUAUCUUUAUGCGUCAUUCUUUCCUGCCAAAAACACCCCACCGAAAAGGGAUUACUACAGGCUACAGUACAUCGUUUGAUUAUUGUUGUGAAAGUGAGAGAAAGAGAAAAUAUGCUCCACAGCAUCCACAGCAAGAGUGCAAGUCAUCUUCCCUCCCUUCCUCCUUACGCCAUUGACACCCACAGCAGUAAUUGAUAAUUCCCCCUCUCUCUUACUUAAGUUUUCUUGAGACACAAAAAGGGGCAGCUGUCCGGUUAGGGUUUAAUAUGCCCUUUGGAGACAAGAGUUUCAGAGCCCCUUAAAAAGGAAUCUCAGAUCAAAUUCCCUCCGGAUAAGGUGUGAACAUAACACCAGGCUAUGUGAUAUCGACCACUUAUUGAAGAUUUAGAUUUUAGAGUCGUAGAGCAUCUGUGGAUUUUUUGGGAGAAAUUUGUGGAAAUGGAAGAACAGACAAUGUUUGGUUGCGGGUCCUCUGUAUAUUCAGUUAGGGAAAUGAAAUUAGAAGAAGAUGAAGAAGAUUUCAGGAGUUGUUGCGAAGAUGUAGAUGAUUUGAAAGAGAGAGAAGAACCGGCAAAGGAAUGUUCAAAGAACAAUCUCGAUGAGGUUUCGGUGAAUAUGUUCUUCAAGGGUGUAUCGAUAGCUGAAGCUGGAGAGGGUGGUGCUGGACUUUCUGGGAUUGGAGUGGUCAUGGACAGAUCAGCUAAUGUUCCUUCUAUUCAAGUGCAGAAAAAGCUUGAUUUCUUUGUGGAUGAAUCUGUGGCUGACUAUUUAGCUUUGAUGGAUGGACUGUUGGAGGCUGCACAGAAUAAGAUUACGCGGGUAUUUGCCUUUACAGACUCCGAGAUUUUAUAUGAUCAGAUUAUUAAUGAGGAGAAAGUUGACAACCCACUUCUCCUAGCAUUUAGACGAAAGAUCCUAGAACGCACUGAACAGCUGGAAGCUUUUGUUCUUAAAUUGGUGCCCUGCGUUGACCUAGGACGGCCGUUAUCCUUAGCUCGAGUGGCGAUCGGCAUUGUGUCUUACUCUGAGGGAGAUGAAUCCUUUGAAAAUUGUUCAAUUUGUUGUGACGAGAAGCCCAUGCAAAUGAUGAUCACUAUGAAAUGUUCCCACAAGUUUUGUUCCCAUUGCAUGAAAGCCUAUGUGGAUGGGAAAUUGCAAUCUUCUCAAGUCCCCAUUAGGUGCCCUCAGUUGAAAUGCAAGUAUUACAUCUCUGCCAAAGAAUGCAAAUCCUUUCUUCCGGUUGCUUCUUAUGAAAUGUUGGAGAAAACCCUAACAGAAGCAAAUUUCCUCAACUCGGAUAAAAUGUAUUGCCCCUUUCCCAAUUGCUCAGUUCUUCUUGAUCCUCGUGAAUGCUUGUCAGCUAGGGGGAGUUCAUCAAGUCAGUUAGAGGAUAGUUGUGUGGAGUGCCCAGUGUGUCAGAGAUUCAUAUGCUUUGAAUGUGGGGUCCCUUGGCAUACUUCAAUGACCUGUGACGAGUAUCAAAAUCUCCCUGUAGAGGAGAGAGAUGCAGGUGACAUUACCCUCCAUCGAUUGGCUCAAAAUAAUAGCUGGCGGCGCUGCCAACAGUGCCGGCGGAUGAUUGAGCUAACACAGGGUUGCUACCACAUGACAUGCUGGUGUGGGCACGAGUUCUGUUACUCAUGUGGUGCUGGCUAUAGCGAUGGCCAACAGACAUGUCAAUGUGCAUUUUGGGAUGGAGACCACAACGACAACACCCCUGAGGAGCACAUGGUCACUUACCCUACCCAAGAAUCCGGACAAUGGGCAUGGGAUUCCUUUGACUCGCUCCCCAUGAUUAUGGACGCUUACUCGGAUCAAGAGCGUUCACAGCUGGCGUUGAUCCAAAGGUUCCUUCUUGGGGGAUUUAGUUUGAGUGAUCACAACCCUUACCAAUCUCCACCUCGUUGUACAGCAGACUCUUAUACUGAUGCCAUGAAGGACCUCCAUCAGCUUCCUUGGCUGGAAAGGUUCGUUUCCGUUAUAAGUGAUAACUACUAUGAAGAUUAUGUCCAAUGAAGAAAAUAUAAUGACUACCAGGUGGUUUUCAGAUAUUUGAAAUAAGGUUUUUAGAUUUUCACAGAGGAAAAUGGUUGGAGGUGGUAGAGAGUCUCUCACUCUCUCACUUCAUUUCCAUUUUUAAUGACUCUGCUAAUAGGUACUCUACUACAUUUUAUGUAGUGUUUUCAUCUGUCUUUUUGUGGUAGUAAACUUGUUAACAUGAACUUUCUUGCUUUUAAGAGAGGAAUUGUUGCAUGAUGGAGAGGAUCAAGGGGAAAGAGAAGAAGAAUUAGGGGGAAAACCUUGUAUUGAAACCAUAUUGAGAAUCAAUGAAAUUAGAACACGCACUA